GGUGCAGGAAGAACGCAGCAGUAUCAGCGCACUCCAUCCCGGGGAUCUGAAUGCAUUGGUGGAGAGAACAGGGAAAUAAGAGUUCCAACCAGGUGGACUCUCAAUGUCUUGCAAGCGACACCUAGAAGCAGGUACAGGCAGGAGGCACAGCACCCUGCAACCUCCAGGGGCCUUUGUGCAAAUGUUCAUGUCCUACAAGCACGUGGCGGAGCGCGUCCUGGGAUCAAGGUGCCAUGGACUGGAAAAUGCAGCUCUGGACAUACAGGCUUGGCGGAGUUCCUGUGUGAAGACAAAACUCCCAGUACUCCAGAAACGUGGAGGCAGAAGAGCAGUGACAAGAUGAUGCCUUUGGUGUUCCCUCUCCAGAUGCUCAUCUGGAUCCAGAUUUUGCGCCUCAGGGGAAACCCAGAGGCCCUCUUGGUCAAUCUGCAGAGUGGAAUCCUGACCCUGAGCCUGGUAUGGAUGCUGGAGGUUGCAGAAGUGCCCCCAGGGAAGGCCUUGCCAAGUCCUCGGCUCUUUCCUGUGCUGGAGCCCCGCUGGAAUCCCAGGGGUCUGGAAAAAGGAAAGGAUGCAUCUAGAAGAGGAAAAUACUCACAGAGGUCAGCUCGUGUGAUAAAGGAACUGCUGAAGGAAAUGGAGAAGGCAGCGCGUGGGACUGACCAACAAACUGCACAGGACGCGCUGCAGGAAGGCAGCCAUCCCACGCUGCCAGUCUGGGACAGAGAAACACAGACAGUGCCAACAACUGGCAUGCCAGGGAUGAAUGCUGGGAAAAACACAAGGGCUGCGGUUCAGGAGUUUGUACAAGUGCUCUUCUUCCCAGUGAUUGCACUGCUUUUAACAGUGCUGCUGUCUGCGCUGGUGAUGACUUGUACUGCUGUGUCAUGGAUGUGGCAAAAAUAUCCAGUGUGCAAGAGAGCAGGGACAACUCCAGGACAAGCUCAUCCUGACAGUGUGCGGGAGAGAGGCCAGUCUGGAGGUGAAGGCAGAGCGGAGCUGGGAGAGGCAACAAAAGAUGAUGUAGUUGCCCAAGAAAACAAGAACUUGUACAGCGGAUCCAGCCCGUUCCCCUCCUCCUUUGAAGCAGAGUUUGAAUACCUGUGCAGCAAAAUCCGCACAGACCCUUCACUUUGGCCCACGUGUCCCAGCAGCUCUCCCAUGGACAGUGUCUCUUCCCCAGAUACCCGUGGUUCUUGGGGUUCCCCAUAGCCAUCUAGUGCCCCGGUUACCUGUGUCAGCAUGGCUGGGGUUCCCUGGAAGACCCCACUUUCUGAGUAAUAAAGACACCCUGUGCAAAA
Molecule: messenger RNA, 1298 nt
Organism: Gallus gallus (chicken)
Lineage: Eukaryota; Metazoa; Chordata; Aves; Galliformes; Phasianidae
Exons: 10
Coding region: 340-1209 (289 amino acids)
Source: RefSeq, a predicted model, not a curated record